AUGUCUAGUGAUGGGAACAGACGAAGAUUUCUGGAAUCAGCGUCUGGAAUCGGAGUCGAUUUCGGCAUCUCCAUGAGUGGCGUAUUCAUCUUCAACAUCGUGCAGUGGACACCGAUCAAGUACCUCGGCUACUCGUACCCGCUGUGGGCGCACGCGUUCGGCUGGUUCACCGCCCUGUCGUCCAUGCUGUGCAUCCCGGGCUACAUGAUCUGGCUGUGGAGAAACACCCCCGGCGAUCGCGCUAACAAAAUUCGACUGAUCGUUCGAAUCGAGGACAGCGUGAGCCAGCUGCGGGAGAGAAUGCAGGCCGACGCCGAGAAGGGCAUGGAGCUGUAAAGAUGGAAUCCCCCCCCUCCUCGCCUGCUUCCCACACCCCAACGCAGUCCAUCGCUGGACAAACGGGACUACACUACUGCUAAAGCCGACGAACAAAUGCUAAUUAUAAUAAUCAUGCAGCACUGCACUAUCACAGCACCCCAAAACAGUAUGGUCACAUUGAACUCCCUUAUCUAAAGUAAACCCAUUAGUAGUAACGUUAAGUUGCGCAUUGCGCCCUAUUCCCUAGUGCUUCUGGGUCCCUGUGCGUUGGAGUUGGGCACAACUACCACUACCGACUAGCAAGAUUCGAGACAGUAACACUAACUAGUAUGAAGUAAAACCAAAGAGAGAGAGAGGGAUAAAAAAGAAUUGACAAACCUGUCACGCUCUCUCUCUGUCUUUUGUGCACUAAGGUUAGGGUUAGUGAAGGUCGUUAAUAUAUUGUAGUACAGUUGGCUCCGCACGCUUACAAACGCUUACCGCUACCAACGACGGGCGUGGCUGAAAACCAUUGAACAGUAUAAUCUCAUCCACCAUUGAGACAAUAGACACUCCAGUGUAGGAAAUUCCGACCUAAAUUAAUCCAUACAACGCAUAAACCUUGCUCCAUUAUUUAAUAGUAGCCUCUGUUAAACAGCAGUAUCAGCUGUUAUAUCUUCCCCAAUUACUAAGCGCCACAACCACAACAAAAACAACGACAACAAAAAAUAAAUAAUAAACUGCAGCAAACGA
This is a messenger RNA of Anopheles coluzzii, 1050 nucleotides long. RefSeq names its product sodium- and chloride-dependent GABA transporter 1-like. The transcript has 3 exons. Lineage: Eukaryota; Metazoa; Arthropoda; Insecta; Diptera; Culicidae. Gene Ontology annotation, biological process: sodium ion transmembrane transport. Gene Ontology annotation, cellular component: membrane. The record is from RefSeq and is a predicted model, not a curated record. The coding region runs from base 1 to 336 and encodes 111 amino acids.